Messenger RNA from Bactrocera tryoni, 1963 nucleotides. RefSeq names its product innexin inx3. The transcript has 6 exons. Lineage: Eukaryota; Metazoa; Arthropoda; Insecta; Diptera; Tephritidae. Gene Ontology annotation, molecular function: gap junction channel activity. The record is from RefSeq and is a predicted model, not a curated record. Gene Ontology annotation, cellular component: plasma membrane; gap junction. The coding region runs from base 693 to 1862 and encodes 389 amino acids. Gene Ontology annotation, biological process: phototransduction.
CAGGCGAAAAGAUUGGUAGAACUAGUCGGACGAUACAUAACCGCUAACACACGAUCAAAGUGACACAGCAAACACUCUGUGUGUCCGUAGUGUCACCAACAAUAAUAACAAAAAAAAAGUACCAAACUCUACAUUAUCAAUAGCUUCAUUACUCAGCAGUAGAGGCAACAAACGAACGAACUAAGCGACCAAAAAGCAAGCUCUAGCAGUCAAGUCCGAGUCAGCCAUAAGCCAGGCACACAGUAGCAAAAACGUCCAUUUGUAAUUUCUUCCAUAUGUAAUUGCAAUACACACGCACGCGACGGAGUUUUUUUUUUAUUUGUUAGAAAAACGUAGACUGAACAGAAGCUGCUGUGAGUUGGAGGAAAAAAUUAUAUAUAAAAUAAAAUAAUAAUAAUAAUGAAGUGCACGGCAUGAUUUGAAAAGUGUUGGAAAUUAAAGCAGUUUACGAAAAAAAGUGCAAAAAAGUAAAAAAAAAAAAUUAGAAAUUUCCGAAAAAUAAUUUCGCAGCUAGUAAAAUAUACAUAUAUACAUAUAUGUAAAUGGCAAGACUAUAGGCUAAAGAGCUUGGCAUAGAAAAGUUAAUACGCAUGCGAAAAUAGUAGUAACGGCAGUUGUACGUUAUAUAAGAACACCGAACGUAUUGACGACAUAAUUCGUGCUUCUGCAGUUAAUUAUUAAGUCAAGUCAAGAUGGCCCUUUUUGGAAUGGUGUCGGCCGUUUCGGGCUUUAUAAAAAUUCGAAAUCUCUUGGAUCGUGCAGUUAUCGAUAACAUGGUCUUUCGUUGCCAUUAUAGAAUUACAACAGCGUUGCUGUUUGUUUGCUGCAUUAUUGUAACGGCAAAUAAUUUAAUUGGCGAUCCCAUUGCAUGCAUCAAUGAUGGCUCUAUACCAAUGCAUGUCAUCAACACAUUCUGUUGGAUCACAUACACAUUCACCAUACCCGGUCAGCAGCACCGUCAAAUUGGCACAGAUGUGGCAGCGCACGGCCUGGGCAAUGAAUAUGGACAAGAGAAGCGUUAUCACAGCUACUAUCAGUGGGUGCCAUUCGUGCUGUUCUUCCAGGGACUCAUGUUCUAUGUACCGCAUUGGAUUUGGAAGAAUCUGGAAGAUGGCAAAAUGCGCAACAUCACCGAGGGUCUGCGCGGUUUCAUUACCAUGCCUGAAGAUUAUCGCAAAGAUCGGCAAGAUCGCAUUAUAAAAUACUUGAGAGAAAGCUUGAAUUCGCAUAGCAGUUACUCGUUUGCUUACUACUUCUGUGAGGCCUUGAAUUUCGCCAAUGUUGUGUUGAAUAUCUUUUUGGUGGAUAAAUUUUUGGGUGGCGCUUUCAUGACAUACGGCACCGAUGUCAUUAAAUUCUCAAAUAUGGAUCAGGAGCGUCGUUUCGAUCCGAUGAUUGAAAUAUUUCCACGCUUGACGAAGUGUACUUUCCGUAAAUUCGGCCCGGGCGGUUCACCACAGACGCACGAUACGUUGUGUGUGUUGGCUUUGAAUAUUUUGAAUGAGAAAAUUUACAUUUUCUUGUGGUUCUGGUUCAUCAUUUUGUCCGUGCUCUCUGGCUUGGCUUUAAUAUACUCACUUACUGUUAUAAUGAUGCCGACAACACGCGAAACGAUCAUCAAACGCUCUUAUCGUACGGGACAGCACAAGGAAAUCCAAUUUUUGAUACGCCAGUUGGAUAUUGGUGACUUCUUGGUUUUGCACUUUUUGGGACAGAACAUCAAUACAAAGUAUUACUGUGACUUGGUGCAGGAGCUAUGCCACGUACUCGGCGCUUCGCGUCCGCCAUCGGCGCCAUCCACCUUGGAGAUGCAUCCCAUUUAUCCGCAAGUAGAUCGAUUCGGCAAGGAGACCGAGACAUAAAUCGGUGCGCAGUAGGCGGAAGGGAGCGAAAAGUGCAAACAAAAACAGAUAAUAAAACAAAAACAGAACGAAACAUUAAUGAAAAGAAAGUUAAAACGCCA